AUGUCAAUUCCACGUCUCAUCCCACGGAGCCUCCUACGGCCGUCGCCGUUCGCUCCCAGCGCUCUCCCAGCAUCCAGCCGGGCAUUCGGCACGACAGCUCUACGCCUGCAAAAUGUCAAGAUCAACGACCGCGCCCCUUCCACGGCGGCAGCACAUCGCGACAACCAGACCAAGAAGCAGCCCAAUCAGUCCGUGCCAAAUACAACCUCCACCAUGACCAAGGACUUCCCCAAUGUCGGGGAGAAGCCGGCGCCGCCGGAGAUGCUGAACUCCGUGGAUCCGAACUACCGUCCGGCGGAUCCCUACCCAGGCAGAAUUGAGCAUUUCACGGGUGGACGGCAGCAGAGCGGUGCGCAGAAGCCCGAGCUUGGGGUUGGAGAGAUGGAGGGGAUUACCUUCAGGGUUGAGCCGCUGAAGAGGGAUGGGGAGGAUGCUGCAACUAUGCGGGCUCGAUUACUAUGUUUCCGGAAGCGAGGCAUCCUGGAAUCCGACCUGCUCCUCUCCACCUUCGCAGACGUCUACCUCGCGCAAAUGACCCCAGCCCAACUUCAGGAAUACGACCGCUUCCUCGACGAGAACGACUGGGACAUCUACUACUGGGCCACGCAAGACCCGCCGUCGACUGCAGAGGCGCAAGAAACCGAAGCCUCUGCUGAAAAGCCCCAGGAUACCGUAACGGAAACCUGGAAGCGCACUGGCGCCAAGAGCGGCGAGUGGGCGCAGACGAUCGGUGCCUUCAAGGCUGCUUACCGGCCUGUGCCAUCACGAUGGGCUGAGUCGGAGGUCUUGCAGCUCCUGCGGCAGCAUGUGCGUGAUAAGAGCGCGACUGGGUUUGAGUCGGCGAAGAAUAAGAAGACUGGAGGUGGGGGCUUGGGGCGCAUGCCUAAUGUGCAGGUGUUUAAUUCGUGA
This is a messenger RNA of Penicillium riverlandense, 909 nucleotides long. RefSeq names its product succinate dehydrogenase assembly factor 2. Gene Ontology annotation, biological process: mitochondrial respiratory chain complex II assembly; tricarboxylic acid cycle; protein-FAD linkage. The transcript is spliced from 2 exons. Gene Ontology annotation, cellular component: mitochondrion. The coding region runs from base 1 to 909 and encodes 302 amino acids. NCBI's taxonomy places the organism in Eukaryota, Fungi, Ascomycota, Eurotiomycetes, Eurotiales, Aspergillaceae. The record is from RefSeq and is a predicted model, not a curated record.